UGUAGUCGUGUACUGUCGUGUAUCCAGUGGAUCCAGUGCUGUGGUGUUUUGAGAAUAAGAAAUUUCACUGUCCGCUAAUAGCUUAGGACAAAUAAUGUCACUGUAUUGGCGAUGAAAAUCUAUAACUUUUAAUAAACUGUUAUUAAUUUUAUCUUAAAUUUAAGAUAAUAUUAUUUUUUGAUUUAUAAUAUGGAAGCUGAUUAUCAACCAUCAUUAAGUCCAGCUAGAGCUUUGACAGGAAAUGACACGGAAGAUCCAUAUCCAAGUUUAUCUGAUUACCAUGACUAUGAACCAAAUCUAGAGUUUGAUGAUACUGAACUUCAAACAACGACCACUAAUGUAUCACAACUAUUGGAAGAAAAACUUGAUCUUAGUACGGCUGGAUCAGGAAUUGUUGAUUAUUUAGAGAGUCCUGUAAGUGAUGGAACCAUAGAAGAAAAUUUUGAAGAAGCUUUGGUUGAUGCUCCAGUAAUUAAAAAUGCUGAGGAUCUUGCAGCACUUGAAGGUGAACUUGCUGAUGAAGAAGAUUACAAUGAUAUCGCACGUCUUGGCAUUGUUGAAGUAGUUGGUGAUGAUAGCGCUGGACGUAAAGUUAUUGUUGUAUCAGCUUGUAAACUUCCUACCGUUGGAAAAGAAGUAUUUAAUCAUGCCAAACUUCUACGAUAUUUAACACAUACUUUGGAUACUUUUGUAGAACAAGAUUACAGUUUAGUAUAUUUUCACUAUGGUCUUACGUCGAAAAAUAAACCACCAUUGACAUGGUUAUGGCAAGCUUACAAGGCAUUUGAUAGAAAAUAUAAAAAGAACUUGAAAGCAUUGUAUUUAGUACAUCCUACAAAUUUUAUUCGAAUAGUUUGGCAAAUUUUUAAACCAGCUAUUAGCGCAAAGUUUGGUAGAAAAAUGAUGUAUGUAAAUUAUUUGGAUGAAUUAGCUCAACAUAUUAAUCUUGAUCAAUUAAUAAUCCCUCAACAAGUAAUAGAUCAUGAUGAACAAUUGAUGCUUAAAACGAGAAAACAUUUACCAACAAGCCCGCCUCCAAGUUCUGUGGCAACUCCAAUUGCAACGACACAGUUUGGAGCAAGCCUUCAAUUUAUAAAAGAAAAUAAUGGAGGAGAUCCGAUUCCGCCGAUUGUCAAACAAUGCGUUGAAUUUCUUGAUACCCCAGACGCAUUGGAAACUGAAGGAAUAUUUAGAAGAUCAGCGAAUGUUGCAGUAGUUAAAGAACUUCAAAGUCGAUGUAAUCAUGGACUACCGGUUGACUUUCAUGGAGAUCCUCAUAUUGCUGCUGUUCUUUUAAAAACAUUUCUUCGUGAGUUAGAUGAACCUCUUAUGACUUAUGAGCUCUACGAUGAGAUUACGCAAUUUCAGACUUUAUCAAAGGAUGAACGACCACGAAAAGUUAAAAUUUUAGUUUUAGAAAAAUUACCUGAAGAUAAUUAUCAACUUCUCAAAUAUAUAGUACAGUUUUUAUCGAGGGUAAUGGAUAGAUGUGAUUUAAAUAAAAUGACGUCAAGUAAUUUAGCUGUAGUUUUCGGGCCAAAUUUAGUUCGAGCUCCGUCUUCUGUCAGCAUGUCACUUUCAGCGAUAGGACCAAUAAAUCAGUUUAUAGACUUUCUAUUUGCUUAUCAAGACAAAAUAUUUAUUAUUUAAAAAUAAUUAAAUUUUAACUUUUUUUUUUUAAUGGCCUAACUGAGAAUACUUGGUUAAAAAAAAAUUCGAUGCAAUUUAAUAGACUGAUCAAAUUGAUUUGUGGUACGAUAAAAGUUGCAUCAGACCCGAUUGUUUAGUCAGUAUUUACGGCUACAAAAAUAAUCGCCUGUUAACGUAUCGCGUUACUAAUUCCAAAAGGUUUUACAUUUUUUACAUUCUUUUGAGUUCAGGUUUCCUCCUUGAGCCAAAAGGGUGUAUAAUUUAUAUUUUACUACAAAUCGUUUUGGCGGGAUUUUAAAGUUCCAAAUUUUUUAAAAAUUUGGAAGUCAAGGGAGCAUAUUUGUCAUGCGCUUUUGGGCUUUUAAAUUUAUUUUUUCUAAUUUUAAGCUCUAAAGUAAGUCUACCAGACGAUUGCUAAUGAAAAAAAAAUCAUACGACCUUUUAGAAUUAGUAACGCGAUAUAUUGUAAUAAAAAAAGACAAAAUUCUCAAUACUAAAAUUUUUUAAUCAAGAAAAUUUUGAUAUAUUAUCUUAUAAAUAUUUUUAUUUUCUUUUCUAUCAAAAUUAUCAACAUAGAUUUUUUCUCUUUAUAAAAUAAAAGAUAUAAUUAUCAACCUAGUCACGAGAAAAUGCACAAUUUUUAUUGAAAGUACAUUUUAAAUUAAAAAGAUCAAUUUUAAAUUUGUCAAUAUAUAUAUAUAAAUAUAUAUACUGAAUUUCUGAUCGUAUACCAAAGAUUUAUAUUGUGUAAAUUAAAAAAAAAAAUGUUAUUGAUGCUAAGAGUAACGAAUAAUUUGAAAAAUAGAGUCAAAUUUUUUAUUUUUUGUAUAAUUUUAUUAGUAAAAAACAAAUGCCUUAAAAAGCAAUUUAAAUGAGGUUUAUAAUUACUGAUUUUUGUAAAAGUAUCUCAAGUCCAUCACAAAUUCAAUGAAAAAAAAAUAAUUACCAUAGAAAAAUUGUACCUUACAUUCCAUUCCAUCAAUAUAAUAAAGAAAUCAUUUGCUGCAAUUGAUACCGGCCAUCAAAAAAAAAAAAAAAAAAAAAAAAAAA
Microplitis demolitor is the source of this 2700-nucleotide messenger RNA. It is a transcript of the gene RhoGAP68F, whose product is annotated as rho GTPase-activating protein 1. The coding region runs from base 190 to 1650 and encodes 486 amino acids. NCBI's taxonomy places the organism in Eukaryota, Metazoa, Arthropoda, Insecta, Hymenoptera, Braconidae. The transcript has 10 exons. The record is from RefSeq and is a predicted model, not a curated record. Gene Ontology annotation, molecular function: GTPase activator activity. Gene Ontology annotation, biological process: negative regulation of endocytic recycling; small GTPase-mediated signal transduction. Gene Ontology annotation, cellular component: cytoplasm.